AUGAAUACAGUAAUUUUAUUUGUCUUAUUUUUUACUAGGCACGUUUUAACACUACCAGAACAAGUUCAUCUUGCCUUUUAUACCAGUCCUUGGGACAUUUCAGUUAGCUGGAUAACAUUUGAAAAUGCUGAACCAUCGUUGACAUAUGGAACUUCAUCUAAAUCUAUGUUAAAUGUGACAGGAACUACAAAUACUUGGAUAUUUGGUGGUAUAACUCGCCACUCCCACGUUGUAAUUUUAAAAAACCUCAAUCCAUCAACUCAAUAUUAUUAUCAGAUUGAUAGCCGAAAGUUUAAUUUUCGUACACUACCGACCGAUUUAACAUCAUACAAAGUUUGUGUAUUCGGUGAUCUUGGUGUAUACAACGGGAGAUCUACUCAAAGUAUUAUACAUAAUGGAAUUGCUGGAAAAUUUGGCUUUAUUGUACAUAUCGGAGACUUGGCUUACGACUUGCAUAGUAAUAACGGAAAGUUAGGAGAUCAAUAUAUGAAUUUAUUGGAACCAGUUAUAUCGAAAAUUCCUUAUAUGGUGAUUGCUGGAAAUCACGAAAAUGACAACGCAAACUUCACAAAUUUCAAAAAUAGAUUUGUGAUGCCACCAACUGGAUCAGAUGAUAAUCAGUUUUACAGUAUUGAUAUUGGACCAGUUCAUUCGGUUGGAUUAAGCACAGAGUAUUAUGGAUUUGAGGAACAAUAUGGAAACGCUUCGAUUUUCACCCAAUUUGAUUGGCUCACAAAAAAUUUGAAUGAAGCCAACAAGAAUAGAGAAAGUGUACCAUGGAUUGUAAUGUAUCAACAUCGACCGUUUUAUUGUAGUGUGGAAGAUGGUGAUGACUGUACUCUUUAUGAAAAUGUUGUUCUUCGUCACGGAGCAUUUGGAAUUCCGGGACUUGAGCAAGAAUACAUCAAAAACUCAGUAGACAUUGGGUUUGCUGGCCAUAUGCAUGCUUAUGAAAGAAUGUGGCCAGUAGCCGAUAUGAAAUACUAUAAAGGAUCAGAAGCAUAUCACAAUCCAGUUGCUCCAGUCUAUUUUCUCACUGGAUCGGCAGGUUGUCAUUCUUCUGGUAUGAAGUUCAGUCCAAUUCCAAUGCCAUGGAGUGCUCAUAGAAGUGAUGAUUAUGGAUAUACUGUAAUGACAGUCGCUAAUACAACUCAUAUUCAUUUUGAGCAAAUAUCAAUAGAUAAGAAUGGAGAUGUAAUUGAUUCAAUAUGGAUUAGCAAAGACCUCGGGCAUUUCCAUACAAAUAAAAUGAGGGAGAAUGCUAAUGGAAAAAUGUUUUAUUAA
Messenger RNA from Caenorhabditis elegans, 1284 nucleotides. RefSeq names its product Purple acid phosphatase (gene C08B6.14). Bases 1 to 1284 code for a protein of 427 amino acids. The record is from RefSeq and is marked reviewed. Lineage: Eukaryota; Metazoa; Nematoda; Chromadorea; Rhabditida; Rhabditidae. Gene Ontology annotation, molecular function: hydrolase activity; metal ion binding; acid phosphatase activity. The transcript has 6 exons.